Messenger RNA from Arabidopsis lyrata subsp. lyrata, 120 nucleotides. Its product is annotated as auxin-responsive endogenous peptide 1. The record is from RefSeq and is a predicted model, not a curated record. Lineage: Eukaryota; Viridiplantae; Streptophyta; Magnoliopsida; Brassicales; Brassicaceae.
UGAAUGGAUUCUCUUAUUUCUACGCUUUUUGUUCACUGCUUUCUGGAUUAUUCUAUUUGUGCCCCCCGCUUCUAUUUCUAUAACAAGUUCAUGCUCUCUGCGUCCGAACCAGUUUUUUAA